Messenger RNA from Drosophila sechellia, 937 nucleotides. RefSeq lists its product as uncharacterized. The record is from RefSeq and is a predicted model, not a curated record. Bases 175 to 783 code for a protein of 202 amino acids. The transcript is spliced from 4 exons. Lineage: Eukaryota; Metazoa; Arthropoda; Insecta; Diptera; Drosophilidae.
GUUCAGCAGUUCAAGGUUUGGGCUAUUAUGGACUAUGGGCCAUGGGCCCAACUUCUUUGAGUUCGUCUUUUCGCACGCUAAACUGCGAAACCGAAUGUGAGAAAAUUUGCAUGGGUCAGGCGGAUUCGGAACGUACGUGCUGCAGUAGCAAAGUGCACGUCAAGAUCGUCUAACAUGGGGCUACCAGCUUGCAUCUGCACCAAAGUUCUCCAGCUGAUUGCCACGGUGGCGGCCCUGAUUGUGAAGCGAUUGUCGGACAAGCACUCGGAACGGGUGUUCGCCAUCAACAAGAAGCAGUCCAGGGAGUGGACCCUCCUCAACAGCAUCUCCUGGUCGAAGGAGGGCGAUGACUUCGGCACGCUGACCUUCGUGGGCUACACCUUCAUUGCAGCCGUGCUGCUGCUCACACGGAUCAUCGAGGGCACCUCGAACUAUGGCACCUGUGAGGUAAUUCUGUUGACCUGCGGCGUUCUGUUCUUCACCAUAGAGGGACUGCUGAUAUUCUUCACGGUGGAGCAGCUGUCCGAGGAUCUGCUGGUCUUUGCCUACGCAUUGGGAGCACUUUGCUUCGUCUGCGCCGCUCUGUUCGCCCUGGACCUGAUGUUCUUCAAGAACCUGCUGAAGCUGAGGGACUCCACCGCCCAAACAGACCAGUCGAAGGAAACAGUGGCCCUCAAGGUGUACAAUCUUUCGCAGGAACCGAAGGUGAGCUGCUGCAACAUGGUGCCCCGCACUCACAUCGUGAACGAAAGCAGCAGGAACUAUCUACGCACCGACUUGUAGACCCCAGUGAAAGAGCUCGAGAUACAUAUGUAUCUGCAUCUGCGUUACCUUUAUUGCCGUAACUUCGAAUGUAGUGAAACAAAAUAUGCAUUAUAAGAUCGUGCUGCUGAAACAACUAAUUGGACUCGUAUGUUAAUAAAGUUUUCGACAUUAA